CCUCACUCGCAGCUGCCGGGAGCUGGGGAGAGCGGCCCCAUCCUCGGGACGGGCGUGCAGACCUCUGACCCUGGAGCCUCUUAGCCGCCGGGAGCCGUCCCCUUGGGUCGUCGCCCGGGCCGCCCGCCGUUCCCCGGCCCCGAGGGGCCCGGCCGGCCGCGGUGUGGGGAGAGGUCAGCAUGAGCCGGGGGCCCCGGCGGGCCGGCGCCGGGCAGGGGGCGGCGGCCGCAGUGCAGCUGCUGGUCACCCUGAGCUUCCUCCCGAGCGUCGUCGAGGCCCAGGUCACCGGAGUCCUGGAUGAUUGCUUGUGUGAUAUUGAUAGCAUUGAUAACUUUAACACCUUCAAAAUCUUCCCCAAAAUAAAAAAAUUGCAAGAGAGAGACUACUUCCGUUAUUACAAGGUUAAUCUGAAGCGACCAUGUCCUUUCUGGGCAGAAGAUGGCCAUUGUUCAAUAAAAGACUGCCAUGUGGAGCCCUGUCCAGAGAGUAAAAUUCCAGUUGGAAUUAAAGCCGGGAGUUCUAAUAAGUACUCAAAAGUGGCAAACAGCACCAAAGAAUUAGAAGAUUGUGAACAAGCUAAUAAACUGGGAGCAAUUAACAGCACAUUAAGUAAUCAAAGCAAAGAAGCCUUCAUUGACUGGGCAAGAUAUGAUGAUUCACAGGAUCACUUUUGUGAACUUGAUGAUGAGCGAUCCCCAGCUGCUCAGUAUGUCGACCUGUUGCUGAACCCAGAGCGUUACACUGGCUACAAAGGGUCCUCUGCAUGGAGAGUGUGGAACAGCAUCUACGAAGAAAACUGUUUCAAGCCUCGAUCUGUUUAUCGUCCCUUAAAUCCUCUGGCGCCUAGCCGAGGAGAAGAUGAUGGAGAAUCGUUCUACACGUGGCUAGAAGGUUUGUGUCUGGAGAAGAGAGUCUUCUAUAAGCUUAUAUCGGGACUUCAUGCUAGUAUCAAUUUACAUCUGUGUGCAAAUUAUCUUUUGGAAGAAACGUGGGGUAAACCUAGCUGGGGACCCAAUAUGAAAGAAUUUAAACGCCGCUUUGACCCUGUGGAAACUAAGGGAGAAGGUCCAAGAAGGCUUAAGAAUCUGUACUUUUUAUACUUAAUUGAGCUUCGAGCUCUAUCAAAGGUCGCCCCGUAUUUUGAGCGCUCAAUUGUUGAUCUUUACACUGGAAACGUAGAAGAAGAUGCUGACACAAAAACCCUUCUACUGAAUAUCUUUCAAGAUACAAGGUCCUUUCCCAUGCACUUUGAUGAGAAGUCCAUGUUUGCAGGUGACAAAAAGGGGGCCAAGUCAUUAAAGGAGGAGUUCCGCUUACACUUCAAGAACAUCUCCCGAAUAAUGGACUGCGUUGGAUGUGACAAAUGCAGAUUAUGGGGGAAAUUGCAGACUCAGGGUUUAGGAACUGCCCUGAAGAUCCUAUUCUCUGAAAAAGAAAUCCAAAAGCUUCCAGAGAACAGCCCAUCUAAAGGCUUCCAACUCACCCGACAGGAAAUAGUUGCUCUUUUAAAUGCUUUCGGGAGGCUUUCUACAAGUAUAAGAGAGUUACAGAAUUUUAAAGUCUUAUUACAACACAGUAGGUGCCACUGUGAGAAAGGACAGCUGUUUCCAUCUACGUCAGCAUCACCUUCAGCUGGAAGUUGGGGGACAGCCGAUAGUCCAGCGCUCGGCAGUUUGCAGCCUGAAGUGCCCGUGGAACCCCUGGCUGUCCACCACAGCAGGCAGACUGCUUCCGUGGGAUCGCGGAAAUGAUUUGGUGAAACGUCACAGACACAGACAUGCCCGCAGGUGGGUGUGCGUUCUAGCUUCAGAUCUGAACAGGUGCAGCUUUGAUUUUGAACACCGUUCUAAUAAUGUGUUGUGGUACCCACCAGACUGUAGAAAAUGUGAAUUAAAGUAAAUGUUUCUGCGAUCUUUCUUUUCUUGUUCCCUUCCCCCCCCCCCCCCCACCUCCAUCCCCACCCCGCCUUUGAAAUGUUUCCUGUGAUGAGCUGAGGAUUUGAUUACAGUUAGUGGAGAACUGAGAGAGGACGGAAGCAGUCAGAGCUGGUUUCUCGGAAUGGCAGCCACCGGCCUCCAGCGUGCAGGGUUUCCUCGGGCUCCUGGUCGCUGCGGCAGCAGCAGUACGUAGGUCCGGUUACUAAUCCGUUUUAGGAGAGAACGCAGAAGAGUGGAUGACUAACUUGUCCGUAGUCACAAAUUGUAGGUUGUGGGACUAAAGCUUAAAACCAGCAAGUCUGACUCCAUGUCCCUUGCUCGGAAUGUAGUGUAUCUGUGUUAUCACAGAAGUUGGCUUAUAAUACUCAACUAAAAAUUGGGGACUUUGGAGUAUUUUUGGACUUGUUUUGAGUCACAAGGCUUUUCAAAUAUUCUUUAUUUAAUUUUCCAGAUAAGUAAUACAUUCGCAUGGUUGAAAAACCAAAAAAUAGCAAAGGCCAUACAGUGGAAUGUCUUCUUUCUGUCCUUGGCCAACCUCCCAUACUGCGGACCUCCGCCACCCUUCACCCCUCACCACAGCCUCUGCCCUUGGUCUCUUAGGUUUCCAUCCACACUCUACUUGGGCUUUACACAAGCAAAUACAAAUGUAAAUGUAAAGUCUUCAUUUUGCCUCUCAUUUUUACCCAGGAGUAGCAUCCUAUACAUACCAUCUGCUUUUAUUCACUUAAUUUUUCUUGGUAGUCUUCCCAUAUCACUAGUUACUUCACUCAUUAAAUAAACUUUUUUUUUUUUUUUUUUUUACUAACUGCUCGAUAUUCCAUAGUGUGAAUGGACAGUCGUUUAAUGAACCAAUGCCCUACUAAUGGGCAUGUGUCAUUCCACACAUAUGUAAAUAUGUACUUGUAGAAUAAAUUCCGCAAAAUGGAAUUGUUGGGUCACAGGCCAUAUACAUUUAUAAUUUUGAAAGAUACACAGUUUCCCUCCACGGAGGCAAUUUUACCGAAUUGACCGAUCUACCUGCUUACCCGCCACCUUACCUACAUGGAUGUGGGUUUGAUGUUUGCUGUUCUGAUAGAUACAAAAUUGUGUAUCAGUGUGUUUUAGUUUUGAUUUUUCUUAUUACCAGCGAGACUGACUCCUUUUAACAUGUUUAAAAUCCAUGUUGUUUGUACAUCUUUCCUUUUGUGUUCAUAUCUUUUACCCAUUUUUGUACUACACCGUUGAUCUUCUGUUUCUGCGAGUGCUUUGUUACAGAUAUUAAGCCUUUGUAUUUUUUUUUUUUUUCUAUUUGGUGUCUGUCUUGUGACUUGGCUUAUUUAGGAUAGCUUUGCCAUGCAAUUUUUUUUUAAUGCAGUCUAAUUUAUCAGUUUCUCAGUGGUUUCUGGACUUUGAGUCAGAGUUAGGAAUCCCUUCUUACUUUCAGAGCAGUGAUUCACCUACCUUUUCUUAUAGAACUUUCAUGGCUUUUUUUAGAGCGGAAUUUGAUCCUUUGGAGUAUGUCCUGGCAUGGGGUGUAAGUUAUGGAUUCGACCCAAUUUCUUCCUGCCUGAUUACUCAGUUGUUCCAGUGUCAUUACUGGACAGUUCAUCUUGUCCUCACCAGUCUGAGAUGCUACAUUUAUUGUAUCUAACACCCUACAUGCAUUUAGGUCUGUAUCUGGGUUCUCCGCUGCAUCGGCCUGUUGACUCAGGUACCAGUACCACGGUUAAUUACUCGGGGUCUGUGUUUAAAUAUCUGGUGUGGUGGUCCCCUCUUCUCCCCAACCUCCCCUUUUUUUAAAAAAAAAGUUUUCUUUAGCUUUGCUUUAUUCCAUAUGAGUUUUAAAAACAUUCUUGAACAUACAAACCAUGCUAGAACUUCGCCCUAUUCGGUGUUUUCUCUGGAGAGUUGCCCUUUUAAGCACCUAAUGUGUCCCUACUCUUUUUAUUCUUUACCGGGUAAGAAUCUACUUUUUACUGCCUGUUGUGUUCAUUAUUUCAGUGUUUCACCUGCCAGUGCCCAGACAGGUGAGGGCCACGACUGGGCAGGCGGUGCCUGUGUAGACCUAUUUUCAUCUCCAUGCUCCUGUUUUAAGAUGGAGUUCUCAGAUGAUUCCUUGAGUUCUCAAAUGAUUCCUAGAGGCUAUCUUUACGUAAAAUCCUUAUUUCCUUUUUUAUUCCAUUAUGAAUUCUUUACCCGAAAGCUACAUACCUGUCAGACUCCUCAGAAAGCAGGGAUAGGCCGUUAUAGGAAUAUUAUACUUGUCAAAUCAAUACAUAGCAGAUACAAGUGCAAAUCAAAGAAGUUACCCUUAAAAAAGACACCGUCUACCACAAGAACAGGAUUGGACUGUUCAUUCACUGUUGUGGGUGUCGGGACAAAUAUCCCAGCCAUCAUGUAGCUUAUGAAUUACGUAACCUAACUAGGCUAUCCCUAGCUUCUAGCGAGGACACACCCAGGAAUAGCUAACAUAGAAACCUGUCUAGCAGAGAAGAUGCCCUCAGUGUGAACACAUCUUCGUGUCUCUGACGAUGCCAUCAAGUUGUCACAGAUGGAUUAAAAUCACACAGUAACACCCCUCGCUCACAGCAGAGUCCACAUUCUUCAGGCAGCACUCACAUAAAUUAUUUAACUUUCCAUACGGAUUUCCUUCACAGAAUAUGCCUCCGAAUGGGAAAGUGUCCUCCACUGCGUAGGUGUUGGGUCUGCAAACUUCAGUAAGGGGACAGCAGGCCACGGGUACUCGGUAACACAAACUGAAUGGCUCUGACAAAACAUUUGUUCUUCCUAAACAUACCGUUUUAUAUCUCAAUUAAUGCCCGAAUUCAAGGAGCACCAUGUGGGGACCGCCAAGGGACUGGAGGGGCUGUUGUCGGUUAGCAAGAUUCGCGGGAAACUGAGGUUCAGAGAAAGGGAGGGAUUUAGAGGGAAGUCACAAAUCUAGCUUGAGGAAGCAGGCAUCUGAUCUCCAGUUUUGGCCACGCUGAAGUUCAGAGGCAGAAAACCUGUUCUGGAGAUAAAGAGGCUUAAUGUUCUGAGCCUUAACGUUGCAAAAGGGAAGACAGAUUUGGAGGCUAUGCUGGAAUGAAGUAUUAGUUUCUGGGCAGACAGAGGAGAGGUUUCAGCCACAGGUCAGAGAAAAGAUGAAAAUCCAGCUUUGGAGGAACCAGGUGGAUUCCAUCAGGAGCUGGUGAUUUGGAGCCGAGGACUUGGAUCCCCUAAUUGAUGAUCGGGGCGGUCCACCUCAGAACUCCACACGGAGGGACCCUCCGUGAAGGCCCAGGCCCCGAGGAGCUGUGUGACCGGCACAGGGAAUCCACAGUGAUAUCUAGGUUGGGGGUACGGGGACAUCUUUAGCUACUUCCAGGUAUUCUGACCCACUGGCACAAGGCCUUUGCAUAUAUUCCUGCUAAGGGCCGAGAGGAGAGUUAACGGAAGGGUGCUGCUGAGUUUACACCCUGGACCCACAGACUGGCAAACACCCAAUAAUCCCAGUGUCUAGCACAUAAUAAGCACUCUAUAGACACUGACAGGGUUCCACUCCCUUCGUUCCUUAAAUGUUUCCUCACUUGAAUCGCUUUACGGUUUCUGAUGAGAAUUCCAUUAUUUUAGCCUGAUCCUUUCCAACAGCUCCUCUCUCUCGACCAUGAGAAGCCUUAAAAUAGCAUUGUGCAUAGUUAGAAACUUUUUUAAUUAGUGAAAUUCUCACUAACCUGGGACAAAAAAUGGAAAGGCCUAGGAGUUAGGUCUUUGAUGGACCUGACACUUGUCUAGGUUUUAUUAUACAUCCUCUAAAGUGAAAAGGUAUUUUUU
Molecule: messenger RNA, 5729 nt
Organism: Neofelis nebulosa (Clouded leopard)
Lineage: Eukaryota; Metazoa; Chordata; Mammalia; Carnivora; Felidae
Gene: ERO1B
Product: endoplasmic reticulum oxidoreductase 1 beta
Exons: 17
Coding region: 180-1751 (523 amino acids)
Biological process (GO): protein folding in endoplasmic reticulum
Cellular component (GO): endoplasmic reticulum membrane; endoplasmic reticulum
Molecular function (GO): thiol oxidase activity; FAD binding; protein-disulfide reductase activity
Source: RefSeq, a predicted model, not a curated record